GGGUAGCUUACAAAGGGGACCACCCGUCAGGAAAGGCAAAACAGACUUCCCAAAGGCAGAACGCAAGCUCGCGGCGGCUUCCUUCUUCCAAACCCCUCGCUUCCCCGCGUGCUCGCCCCGAGAUCUCGCCCGGCCGCCAUGGACGCGAUCGACUCGGUGGUGGAUCCCCUCCGCGACUUCGCCAAGGACAGCGUCCGCCUCGUCAAGCGCUGCCACAAGCCCGACCGCAAGGAGUUCACCAAGGUCGCGGCGCGGACGGCGAUCGGGUUCGUCGUCAUGGGCUUCGUCGGCUUCUUCGUCAAGCUCAUCUUCAUCCCCAUCAACAACAUCAUCGUCGGUUCCGGCUAGACCUCGAGUCCUGGAGAAGUGCAGAACGAGUGACUAGCAUGGGUGGAUUGCAAUACUUUUGAGGAGAGCAAAGGCUAACGAUGAUCUUGGUCUUUCACAAAGUAUUGUAAAAGACAGUUUCUCAUUUGUGUUUUUGGAGUAAUCCUCAUACUGUUUAAGACUUCAGGAUGCCUGCAUACCAGAUUCUGAGUUGAUCGAUCGGUUAUAGAAGGGUACGGUGGACUGCUUUCUUUUUAGAUAGGCUGAAAGUAAGAAUUCAGGUUGGUUCAAUGUAUCAGUUCGUGGUAAAUAUAAAAAACUUAAAAUAUUUUUUU
Messenger RNA from Panicum virgatum (switchgrass), 662 nucleotides. Its product is annotated as protein transport protein Sec61 subunit gamma-like. Gene Ontology annotation, molecular function: transmembrane protein transporter activity. The record is from RefSeq and is a predicted model, not a curated record. Lineage: Eukaryota; Viridiplantae; Streptophyta; Magnoliopsida; Poales; Poaceae. The transcript is spliced from 3 exons. Gene Ontology annotation, cellular component: Ssh1 translocon complex; membrane. Bases 139 to 348 code for a protein of 69 amino acids. Gene Ontology annotation, biological process: post-translational protein targeting to membrane, translocation; protein targeting.